GAGUCAAUGGCUUCUAGCAUAAGCUGCAGCAGGCUGGGCGUGAAACUUGUAACGUAAGCUAUAACCGUUUAAAACGAACAAGCAAAGCGGUUACAAACACUCCCAUUUCUGCUCUCUCUCUCAAAGAAGCUCGCUUUCCCGCUACUUCCUGUUUCUCAAUCUCUCCGUAGCAAAUCCUCACCAAAUUGCGAUCAAAACUUUCCUCUUCUGAGAAAGAUCCGAAUUGAAGUUCCGUUUGCUUGUUGCUGCUAUAACUCUUCCUACAUUCUCUUGGGUCUUUACACAGUUUUCGUUGAAAGAGGGGGAGACGAUGAUGGUGAUGAAAGUUAAGGAGGAGGAGGAGGAAUUGUAUGAUGUAGAUUCUGCAGACCAAGUCAUAGAUGCUCCUCCUUGUUCAGUUUAUUUUGGAACUCGUGGCGCUGCUUUUCCUAGAUCAGUUUCUUUUCAAGGGAGGGCAACUGGACCAACUCGACGGUCAACUAAAGGACACUGGACGGAAGAAGAGGAUUAUAUUCUUACGGAAUCAGUUAGAAGGUUCCAUGGGAAGAAAUGGAGAAAAAUAGCUGAGUGUCUUCCCCAAAGGACGGUUUCUCAGUGCUUUACUCGCUGGAAUAGGGUUCUUAAUCCUGCAAUUGUCAAAGGAACUUGGACAAAAGAGGAGGAUGACUGUAUCAUAGAGUCAGUCAGAAGGUAUGGUCCAAGGAAAUGGUCUGUUAUGGCAAGGUCCUUGCCAGGUCGCCUAGGCAAGCAAUGCAGGGAAAGGUGGCACAACCACUUAGACCCGGCUAUAAGGAGAUCUUCAUGGACAGAAGAAGAGGAGUUGACUCUUACCUACUACCAUGAAAUAUAUGGGAACAAGUGGACAGAGAUAGCAAGGUUUCUGCCUGGAAGGUUAUCAUUUUGGCACUCAAAUUUCUUAACUGCAUUGACUGAUAAUGCAAUAAAAAAUCACUGGAAUUGCAUAGUGAAGAAGAAGUUGGAUUCAAAUUCCCCUGCUUAUGCAGAGGAUCUGUGUAAAGUUGGUUCUCUCAAUUUCUGCAGUUGUGCAAUGAAAACAGACAGCAAAGAGGUGAAGGAAGAAAGACAGAAUCCUGAUGAAUUAGUCUCUGUUCAUGGAAGGAUGGGGUUGAUGUGUAGUGGUGACAUGGGUACUGCAGAGUUGCUCUGUGGACUCGCUAAUGGAGGACAAAACCAACUAGAAGCAAAAUAUGGUAUGGUAGGAACUUCUGAUUCUUCAGUUGAGAUAGAUGAACUGAUGAAUGGAAUACAUUUUGAUGACAGAGGUGCAAAUGGUUGUGGUGCAAUGAUCGGAUGUAGAAGAAACAAGAGCAGUGCCCUUGAGGCUGUUCUUCCCUUCCCCCUCAAUUCAGCCAAAUCCCCUAACAGGCUUAGUGGUCAUGAAUUAGGUGUUUUGCAUUCAGAAUUCGGCAAUGAAACUGAAAAUUCAUAUUCAUUUACUUCUGCAACUGGAGGAGACAGGAGUGUAAUUGAAAAGGAAAGCAAAUUUCACAAAAUGAAUAUGCAUAUACAACCAGUGGACAGAAACCAGCGCUGUAUCCAUCACGAGUCAGCCCAGCCAAAGGACUUGGUUACUAACUUAGAUGGUGCUGAUCCUUCUAUUGGACAUCAUCAUGUUUUGCAUGCAAAUAGUCCAUUUUCUUGUUCUACUCCUAGAAACUGUGCUCGAUAUACCUGUCAGUGGUAAUAGUCCUGAAUCUAUAUUGAGGAAUUCAGCAAGGACAUUUAAAAAUACUCCUUCUAUUAUAAGAAAGAGGGCUUACAAAGAGGGUGGUCUCAAUAACUCUUCUGAUGUCACCUGUACACCAUCAUGGAAGAUCUCAUGUACAAAUGCUACUAGUGAAGAUAUCAAUAAUGCAGAUAUUCUAAAUGGGAAGCAGGGUUUUCUUUCUUUCUUUCAUAAGCCUGGUUCUUCUCUCGCUGUCAAAUCUCUAAGAAGACAACUGGACUAUGCAUUUGAUAUGGAGAGGGAUGCGGCUGCUGGUAAAUGUGGCAACUCAGUUCCUGCAAGUGCUGCUCCAAAUAUCGAACUUUUUGCAAACGCAAUGGUAAAUACCUUGAGGUGAUUAAAGAAAUUAAGUGGUUGAGUUUGUCAAUAUCUUCUCCUGUGUUUCAUGGAUCAAAUUCAGACAAAAGUAAGCCUCUGUAUUUUUGUGUUUUAAUUACCCUGAGGACUCGCAUAAUUGCUAGAUUAGACUUUUUCAAUGAAAUUUUCUAAAGAAAUAAGAGCUUUUCAUGUC
Hevea brasiliensis (rubber tree) is the source of this 2258-nucleotide messenger RNA. RefSeq lists its product as uncharacterized. Gene Ontology annotation, cellular component: nucleus. Gene Ontology annotation, molecular function: DNA-binding transcription factor activity, RNA polymerase II-specific; RNA polymerase II cis-regulatory region sequence-specific DNA binding. The record is from RefSeq and is a predicted model, not a curated record. The transcript has 9 exons. Bases 311 to 1705 code for a protein of 464 amino acids. Gene Ontology annotation, biological process: regulation of DNA-templated transcription. Lineage: Eukaryota; Viridiplantae; Streptophyta; Magnoliopsida; Malpighiales; Euphorbiaceae.